This is a messenger RNA of Calliphora vicina (urban bluebottle blowfly), 2388 nucleotides long. RefSeq names its product stanley-cup (gene s-cup). The transcript has 3 exons. The record is from RefSeq and is a predicted model, not a curated record. Lineage: Eukaryota; Metazoa; Arthropoda; Insecta; Diptera; Calliphoridae. Bases 1 to 2388 code for a protein of 795 amino acids.
AUGUCACUUAAACGUUUUGCCAUGUUGGCAGCCAUAUCGUAUAAUAAUCAGCAAAAUUACAAUAAUAACAACAAUAGUAACACUAAUUACAAUAAUAACAACAACAAGGUUAAUAAUAAUAAAACACAAACAACAUUUGGAACCACAGCUACGCCAGAGUCAACAACAAAAAUAAUAAAUAGCAACAAAUCGACAUUGAUACAAUUGAAACAACAACAGCAGCAACAAUCACAGCAAAUAUUUGCACCAACAUCUUUAAGCAGCACAGCCACCACAAUAUUAUCAGCAACAUCAAAUUCAUCGCUAUCCCCAACGAACACACUCACUAAAACUGAUCACCAGCAACAUAAUGGAAUCAUCGAAAGUGUUGAUAGCAGCAGUGAUGUUGUGGAAGAUGACUCUUCUAGUUAUAGCAGUGAAAGUAGUGAAUCUUUAGAUCUUGAUCAACACCCAGUGCCUGAGAGACAGCCAUCAAACACUUACACCAGUACCACUUAUUACGGCAGUGGUUUUGGUGUGUUUCACCAGCAAAAUAUACGCUCCAAUGGCGGCGGCAUUGCUCUGAUAACUGGCAGUAGUGCCAGCAAUGGCUUGGGUGGCGGAUCUUACUCGAAUGGCAUUAAUAAUAAUGUGAAUUUACUGUUGGGAGGUGCCAUGUUAACAUUGAUUACCACCAUAUUGUGUGUUGUCUGUUACUGUUGUCAUCGCAACAUUAAAAAACGUACCGAAGCCGCAUAUCGACAGCAACGUCAGUGGUUGGAAAACGAUCCAAAUAUGGAAAUUUAUAGUGUGGAACAAUGUUACGAAACAUCCGGCCUCUUUGUGGGCGAUUCAAUGGAUGGUUUGGCCACAAUACCAGCUCUUCACCAUGAACCGCCGCCCUCUUACGAUGCGGUAGUCGCAAUGCAAGAGCAACAACAAUUAUUGAUACAACAACAUCAACAGCAAUUAAUGAUGCAGCAACAAUUGUUGCAACAACAAUUGCCCACAAAUAAUUCACCACCUCCUGGCUACCGAUCAUCAUUGGAUGUUAGUGCCAUCAUGCAAGGCAGAGGCAAUGCCUUGGGCGGAGUCUUAGGCAUGGCAGGAGGAUCUAUUAUAAGUGGCAUGGAAAUAAAUUCGUUGGCUUCAUCAGAUGCUAAUAUAAGAGCAGCCAACAGUCAUUCCCCCAUAGAUCCUCUGCUAAAUUACAAUGAUGUCAAUGGCAAUGUGGCGGCAGCCUUAACUGUAGCAACUACAACACCUACAAGUAAUCGUGCAACUGUUAGUUAUUUGCGCAACAAACAGCAGCAACAGCAACAACGAAAUGUAGCCCCCAACCAAUUGAGUCAAUUGAAUAUGAAAAAGGUUUUGCAGGCCCAAUCCUGCUGUUCUCUACAACGAGCCGAAGUGGAAAAUAUGUGGAAUGCAGCCGCCGCGGCUUUGGCAGCCAGAUCGGCUCAUCUACCCAGCGAUUCCAGGGCUUCAACGACGGCCUCUUCAAGUUCUCCCACAUUGGCCAUCAACACACGCAAACUGUCGCAGGGUUAUAACACCUCGAAAACGAAUACACCCGAAACCUUUGGCAGUCGUUACUUGAAACAGAACUACUAUCGACGUGGUUGUCCUCUGUGUGGUAAAUUCCGUUACGACAAUGAUUCCACGCUCUCCAUAUCUAUGGAAAGCAAUUUGGAUACAUUAGCAGCUGCCUUAGCCGAAGAACAGCCAAGCAAUGGCGAGGAAAGAGAUCAGGAGGCAACACAAAAUAAUUUAAAUAAUAAUAAUAACAUAGCGAGUACUUUAGAUGAUAGACACCAUAAUGAGAAUAAUGAGUAUGAUGAGGCUGAGAACAAUGAAGAGCAGGAGGAGGAGGAUGGGGAUGAUGAAGUGGAUGACAAUGAUAAUGAUGUAGAGCAGCAGUGUUCUUGUUUAAACUCCAAAAGAAAAAGCGAAAUAAGAUUUAAACAACAAAAUCGUUAUCAAAAAGUAACCACACAAGCGGAUAACACUGAAACACAAGAGCAUCAGCACGUUGAAAGCAACAUUAUUAAACAAGCAGCAGCUAUUCCAACUCCUACAACAACAGAUGCUAAUGACAACUGUGCAAUAGCAACUGAAAGACAAUCAGCAGCCUCUAAUAAUAACAAUAAUAAUCAUAAUGACAACACUACCAUGGAUGACUCCCUGAACAUGCCAUCCACUUCUGCAGCCGCAUCCACAACGACACAGCGCACACUUGAUCCUCCUACCACCACUUCGUCAGCGGCUUCAACACCCUCGGUAACCAUAAAUCUGGAUUGCAUCAAUGAGAAUGGCAUCAUUAGUUUGGAUAUGAGUAAAAUUAUUGAUAAAACUGGUCUACCCACCUACGAUGCAGCCUUAAAAUUAGAAUCCAGUGGUUACGUUUGA